Molecule: messenger RNA, 3459 nt
Organism: Spirodela intermedia
Lineage: Eukaryota; Viridiplantae; Streptophyta; Magnoliopsida; Alismatales; Araceae
Source: the annotation of a GenBank genome assembly
AUGUUAAGAUCGGCAGCUCCGACCCGCUCCCUCGCCGUGGGACCUCCACCACAGCGCCGCCUGCUGCCGGCGGGUCACACGCUCCUCGGGCGGAGGUUCCCGGUGGCGUGUCUUCCCCCGCAGCAUGCUUCGGUGGAGUUGCAGAGGAGCGCCACCGCGGAGUCUGCGACCGCCGCCGCCGCCGCCGCCCCGGAGGAGACGCUGGCGCAGAGACUGAGGCUUGGGAAGCUUGAACCCGACGGCUUGUCUUACAAGGAGAGCUUUAUCGUGCGGUGCUAUGAAGUGGGCGUCAACAAGACCGCCACUGUUGAGACCAUCGCCAACCUUCUGCAGGUCUCAACUCCAGGAAGUCAUCAUGCACAGCGAUUUUGGUUUCUCUGGACCUUUCUUUGGUCAUUGGUGUUUAUAAUUUACUUGGGGGUUAUUCCCACUUGGCUUUCCCAUGGAGUUGCAGUUCGAAUGUAAAUGCAGCUUCUGGAACGGCGCUUCACUCGUUGGUGCAGCUGAGUAUGUAAAUUUAGGGCUGAAUGUAGGCUGUAAACUGGUCUCUGAUGGCUAGUUUCUUUAAAAUGGAUCUGCCUAAAAUUGCUGCCGUAUAUUAUCUGGGCAGUGGUUACAAUUACUUAUACUUUCAUUGUGUACCUGUGAUGUCGUAUCCGUGGAUUUUUAGCUGACAGGUUUCUAUAUUUGAGCAAAAGAAAAGAUCCCCGAUAUAAUCUUUUCAGGAACAGCACUCUUUCGUUCAUGUCCAGAAUUUCUUCUGAUAAUCAGCCUCUCCUUGAACAGAUAUUCUGCAUGGAAUUGCAUAGGUCGGCCCUUACAUGCAACUGUAGCUCAAGGAAGUGUUUCAUUCUUUAGAUUUUUAGUGACCAUGUCUCCCCAUGCUAUUAAAAGGCUUUUAUGUUGAUUGCGAGAGUGAUAUUUCGAUCGUCAGUAGUUCUCAUUAUCCAACGAAUGAUAUAUUUUGAGAAUGGAUGUCUUCUUUCCUGUUCUGUGAUGUUUACACUGUUGAGGAACUGUUUUCUUUUUAUUUGACCACUAGUCUGGUUUAAUUAACGAUAAGCAUCGGAAUACUGUAGGAAGUUGGAUGCAAUCAUGCCCAGAGUGUCGGCUUUUCGACAGAUGGAUUUGCCACGACUACUACCAUGAGGCUGUUGCGUCUCAUAUGGGUUACUGCUCGCAUGCACAUAGAAAUUUACAAGUACCCCGCUUGGUAAGUUGCCGAACUGCAUAUGAUCUUCAAUUCUUCCUGCUUUGGCUCUAUGGGCUUACCAUGUCUUUUUGUUAGGGGUGAUGUUGUUGAAAUAGAAACAUGGUGCCAGGAGGAGGGAAAGAUUGGUACCAGACGUGACUGGAUCAUCAAGGAUUAUUCUACUGGUGAAGUUAUUGGAAGAGCCACCAGGUUUGUCCUAUGUUUUUCCAUUUGGAAAGGGAGCAUAGAAAAGGAGUGGUUUGAUUUGUGAUAUUAAGAAACAUUGAAUAUGCGUUCAUCACAUCUUCUAUUGAUAUUCUUUUUGGGCUUAUAAAUCUUAUAGUUUUACUAGUGAAAACCCAUUGUGAAAGGAAAUACUUUUGAGCGAUGGCAUCUACAAAACUAUAGAACAGGUGAACCCCUCAGAUUGUGAAGCAUGGAUACUUCAAAAAGUUAUUAGCUAAUCUUGCUUAUUCAUCGUCCGUUUUUUUCUCCUUCAUUAUUUAAGUUUUAUUUAUUUAUAGUUAAUGCCUCCUUGAGCUGUCGUGAAUUACAUCUAACUGGCAGUGCAUCAGUCACUUGCCUCUUCGAGCUAUAAGCUUUAGGAACAUUUUAGCAUCUUGAUCAUGGUUUACACGUAAUGAUGAAAUAUGAGAAGAAAACUACAAUCAUCAAAGUAAAUUUGUCUAAUUUUCUGAAUUCAAGCAAUAUCAUCAUCACCGUCUGCAAGAUUAUCAGCAAUUUGAUCAAGUUAAAAACGUAUCAACAUCAAAGGAAUCUUAACAAAUGUCGCCCAGAGAUAGGUCGUAUCUCCCCAUUCAAUGUCAUUACUUUUGUAUGUAUACAUUCAACAAUGUGUCUUCAACGCUAUCUCAAAGGUUUGACUGCAUCACACAGCAGGCAGCCUUGCCGAUCUUUCUCCUACGGAUGUUGUUGAGGUUAACUCAUAUUCUUCUUUUUUUUCUUCAUCUCCCUAACGAUUUUUGCUCAUUUCAUCUACUUCCAUCACAUCUUUCUGUUUGAAGUGCAUUUCUUUGCCAUACAUGCUCCUUGUUCACUGUCCCAAAGUACUACUUUUUUUGGUUCUUAUUUCUAUUCUUAUCGGUACAUAUUUAGUAACUUUGUAUCAAUAGUAGCUUAUGUUCUUCAUUUCAGUAAAUGGGUGAUGAUGAACCAGGACACCAGAAGACUCCAGCGAGUCAGUGAUGACGUGCGAGAAGAGUAUCUCAUUUUCUGUCCCCGAACUCCUCGGUAAGGGUUAUCUUCUUCAUCUCAGUUUUUUUUUCUUUUCCUUUUUCUUUUCCUUGGUGCCCUGAGUUCUUCACACUACCUACUUCAUGUUAUAUCUCAGAAAUACAUCAUAAUAUAUUAUUUAAAUCACAUUUAUAGCAUUUAUUAUGAAACCAUAGGUUGGCAAGUAUAAUUUUUUUUUAAAAUUGUGGCUCUGCUUUCCUUUGACCCAGAUUAGCAUUUCCCGAAGAGGAUAGUGACAGCCUGAAGAAAAUUCCCAAACUAGAAGACCCUGCACUGUCUUCAAGAUUAGGCCUUGUGGUGAGCCAUCAGAUAAUAGUUAAUACCCAGGGUCUCUGCCUUUGUUGAAUUGUACUGAAAGUAUUUUUUUUCCCCCCUGAAACCUAAAAAAUUAACGGAAAAUACUUAGCCGAGGAGAGCUGAUCUAGACAUGAACCAGCACGUGAACAACGUCACAUACAUCGGAUGGGUUCUUGAGGUGAGCCGAUCUUUGACUUUUGUGGCUGACUUUCUUGUCCUCUUGUAUGCUCUUCUUUCAGCAUUUGACUUCUCCGGUUGUCUUUCAAUGCCUCAUUUUGGGAAAGACAAUUGCUUUCCAGUGAACACAAUCCGUCUUGGCCUGGCCAACACCCAUUACAGGCUCGGAGCUACCAAAAGAUUUGCACAUGGUCAACACUGAUGUGGGCCCCAUGUCGGCUCUGACUUUUGUUUCUUCUCCCACGUGGCAGAGCAUUCCGCAGGAGAUUAUUGACACCCACGAGCUGCAGACGAUCACUCUGGACUAUCGGCGGGAGUGCCAGCAUGACGAUGCCGUUGACUCCCUCACCAGUCUGGAAUUCGGAGACUUGGACUUGAUCCGCAGGCCCCAGUCUUCUGACUCACCCAAAAAUGGAAAGCCGCCACCGCCGCUGCCACUGCCACAAGACUGCUGCCAGUUCCUCCACUUCCUGAAGCUGUCAGGCAGUGGCCUGGAGAUCAACCGGGGCCGAACCCAGUGGAGGAGACUGGCCAAGUGA